Nannospalax galili (Upper Galilee mountains blind mole rat) is the source of this 189-nucleotide messenger RNA. Its product is annotated as small nuclear ribonucleoprotein E-like. The coding region runs from base 1 to 189 and encodes 62 amino acids. Lineage: Eukaryota; Metazoa; Chordata; Mammalia; Rodentia; Spalacidae. Gene Ontology annotation, cellular component: U2 snRNP; precatalytic spliceosome; U4 snRNP. The transcript has a single exon. The record is from RefSeq and is a predicted model, not a curated record. Gene Ontology annotation, biological process: spliceosomal snRNP assembly; mRNA splicing, via spliceosome.
AUGGUGCAGCCCGUCAACCUCAUCUUCAGAUACUUGCAAAAUAGAUCUCAAAUUCAGGUGUGGCUGGAUGAGCAAGUGAAUAUGUGGCUAGAGGGCUGUAUUACUGGUUUUGAUGAGUACAUGGACCUCAUAUCAGAUGAUGGAGAAGAGAUUCAUUCUAAAACAAAGUCAGGAAAACAACUGGAUUAG